Messenger RNA from Erythranthe guttata (spotted monkey flower), 1809 nucleotides. The record is from RefSeq and is a predicted model, not a curated record. Lineage: Eukaryota; Viridiplantae; Streptophyta; Magnoliopsida; Lamiales; Phrymaceae.
AUGUUGUGCAGCGGUAACUGCAAAUCUUCAGUAUUUGAUAUUCACCGAAACUGCCCAAACUGUUCAUACAAGCUUUGUGUGAGGUGCUGCCAAGAGAUUAGAAACGGCUUUGUUUCGUACAGUAAAGUGACAAAUAACGGUAACAUUAUUUGUCCACCUCAAGGCAUGGGGAGUUGUGGUCCUAGGAUUCUGGAGUUGAAGUCCACGUAUCCAGUUAACUGGAUAUCGGAACUGCUAACAAAAGCAGAAUCAGUAGCUGAUGCUCAUGAACCUUCUGAAGGAGCAUGCUCAUGCUCGGGAUACAAUCGAGGGAGUGAAUCGGAUAACUUCCGUUGUCCCACAAUUGAGGGCGUUGAAACAGCGGACCAAAAACAUUUCCAAUGGCACCUAUAUAAAGGUCAGCCGGUAAUAGUCCCUAACGUCCUUAGCAGAACAACUGGGUUGAGUUGGGAACCAUUAGUCAUGUGGCGUGCUUUUCGCAAAAUUAAAAGCACUCAUGACUUGCGUAUUCUGGAAUUCAGCGUAACGAACUGCUUAAAUUGGUGUGAGGAAACAAUUAACAUACACCAAUUUUUCAAAGGAUACACUGAAGGCUUCUGGGACAGUGAAGGUCGGCCCAAAAUAUUAAAGUUGGAGGAUUGGCCUCCAGCGGAAUCAUUUGCAGAACGAUUGCCGAGGCAUUUCCAAGAGUUUGUAAAAUGCUUGCCUUUCAAGCAUUAUACUCAUCAAGCUGGCUACCUCAACAUGACAGCUAAAACACCAAAGAAAUCUUUGAAGCCAGAGUUGGGUCCAAAGAUAUGCUUUGGUUAUGGAGUCGAUGAGCACCUUGGCUUUUGUUCCGCAUCCAAGCUCCAAUAUGGUCUUUCAGAUAUGGUCAAUAUCUUGAUGCAUACUGCUGCCCAGGAUCCAGUUGUAUCUUCUGCAAGUAAUGAGAAAGCAAAUGAAAAGGUCAUGAGAAAUCAGCAAAGUGAAAGGGAAAAUAAAAAUAAAGGAAAAGAAAAAAUCGAUUCUUCAACCUCAGCAAACAAUGAGCAAAGGUUCGAUGACCAAAGAGGUGGUGCUGUCUGGGACGUUUUCAGGAGACAAGAUGUUCCUAAAUUGGAGGAAUAUCUUAGAAGGCAUUAUGGACAGUUCAGACAUAUAUUCCCUCUGCAACAAUUGUUUCACCCUAUUCAUGAGAAAGCAUUUUACUUAACGGUGGAGCAUAAAAGGAACCUGAACGCACAAUAUGGAAUCAAACCAUGGACUUUUAUUCAGAAAUUAGGAGAUGCAGUUAUUGUACCAGCUGGCUGCCCUUAUCAAAUUAGGAAUUUAAAGUCUUGCACAAGUGUCUCUGCUAACUUCGUUUCACCUGAAAGUGUUGGUGAGUGCAUCCGUGUAUCAACGGAAUAUCGGCGUCUCCCUCACAAUCAUAGUUCUAAGGAAGACAAAUUGCAGGUGAAAACAAUGGUUCUCUAUGCCGUAUGCCAAGCUGUGCAAUACUUGGAAAGGAUUGAUCUGCCUCUAAGAUUGGUCAACGCUGAUACGUUAGAUGAGCUGGUGUGGCGUGGCUGGAUAAGGCACAAUUUAUCGCGAAUCGCUGCAUUGACUUUACUAAUGAAGGAAAAUUCAGACGAAGCGGCCCAAUCUGAAGGGGAGAUACGUAUACCUAGUCUUGCAGAAGUGAAGAGGGAGUUGGAGAGGAUGAAAUUGAUUCUCGAAACAAAAGGCCACCUUAUUGACCCUCAUAUCAAAGCCUAUCUUUUACAAGAGACUUUGCGCCUCCUUAACAAAGUGAACACUGCCGCCGAGUCUUCUACGUCUCAGUGA